AUGCCAAGCUCACGUCACCAAGAAGUCAGGCCAAUACACGGUGCCUUGGCUAGUGGGAUGCGGAAUUUGCUUAGCAGUGGAGCAUCUGUUAGGUCUGCACGCGGCAACCGUCGGGUCUCACACACAGCGUCCACAAGAGGGCCUCCACAGCAGACCGGCCUCAACAGCAUGAGCAACGCUAACUCAACUCACCAGACAGCUCGGCCUGUCGCGGAUGAGCAGAGAGGUGGUGAGGCAGGCGGGUCUUUGGCCUCUGCUGAUGCACCAAACUCCUUCUGGAGACACCAAAGUCAAGAGACACUCUUCCGCCCACCCAAGGUUCCAUUCCCUCCCCCCAGCACCGUUACUGUGGGCGCUGUUUGGUCCUGGCAAAUGGGGGAGGGUCUGUGGAUCCCCUUUGAUUUGCAAGUCCUGCAACUUCUGGAGAGCCUAUGGCUGCACUUACAGGACGAACAGCAGCAGGAUGAGCUACCAGGCACACUCCAGGCGUCUCUGGAGAGAACACAGGAUCCACAGCAGCACCAGGAGCAACAGCAGGAACGAGAGCAACCUCAGGAGGGGGAGCAGGGACAAGAUAUCGCUCAGGACCGAAGAGGCGAUGAUGAACAGGAAGCGGAAUACCCGACGGGAGAGACAGCCCCACAAGCUCUUGCCCGAUACAAGCUGUACGUACACCUUGUGCCGUGGAAUUAUUGCCUUGACCUGCACACGGUGACACAGAAGAACCUAUCGACCCACAGAGUACGGCCUAUCCGCAGGACGUUCGAAACGGUGGGCUUGUGGUUUGCCCGUGGCCCAGAUGGAUACGCAGAGAGGUUUGCGCCAGAGUUGGAGGUCCACUUGGAAAACCUCUGGCAAGAGUCGCGGGAUGGAAGGAGGUCUCCCGGGCCACUGGUUAUUGCCUGGCAAGAUCCUAGAACGGACAGUGUACACUACACGGACAUCAUGCGCAUGGAGCUCGUCUGCGUGCCCCAGAACGGUUCACUAACAACUAUUGACUGUACCGCAGCGGAGGAUUCCGUUCCUACCUUGCCUUCUCUUGAGGUAGGUAGCGAAGAGUCAGGAGAGGCUUUCUGUAGGGGGCACAAGGAGUGGUUUGGUCCAGAUGAUUUCCGGGCCGCUCUCAAUGCUGUACGCGCAGACGAAAUGCCCGAAGAUGUUUGCGCCAUCUGCCUCGAGACAUUUGUGAAUGGAGACGGCGGAGACUCGGAGGGGCUUGAGCAGGAGUUACAGCAAAACGCCGACGCAAAUGCCCACAGCAGAAGCAUCACCAGGAGCGUCAGCAGAAAUGUAAUCAACAACAGCAACGGGUACAGCAGUCAUAGUAACAGCAGCAGCGGUAAAACAAGCAGCGGCAGCGGUGCCAGCAGCGGCAGCGGUGCCAGCAGCGGCGGCAGCAGCAACGUCGGAGGCGGUAGUAGCAGCAGCGAGGGCUUUAACAUACAGAGACGCUCGUUUAGUGCCUGUACCUCAGAAGGCUGCAGCGAAAUUGUGCCGUCUGAGGUCGUCGACUGCGAAGACAACAGCCCCUCAAAGUCAAACUUGAUAGACAACAGCAGCAGUAGCAACCAUGAAGUUUGCAGUAGCCGCGCUUGUCGCUAUUCAUUUCUGUGUGUCAUCGCAGGGAAGAUGUCUUGGAGGAUCUCCCGGCACUCUUUGCUAGCGGGACACCCGACAGAAGGAACCAUCAUUAUAGACUACGUGGUUGAGGGGGGCAUUCAGACGGAGAGGCAUGCCCAUCCCAACACUCCAUUCACAGGCACUCGACGACAGGCGUUCUUGCCGGACUGUUUGCUAGGCCGGCAACUGUUGCGAUUGCUUAUACGCGCGUUUGUUAAGGGCCACACGUUCACUGUGGGGAACAGCGUGACUUCGGGACAAUCCAACGUUGUGAUCUGGAACGGAAUUCACCACAAGACAAGCGUUUCUGGAGGGCUGUUGUGCUAUGGUUACCCUGAUGACACUUUUUUGCUGCGACUCGCUGAAGAGCUCAGGGAGCGAGGGUUCCCCCUAGAGCAACCGCAGGAAGGCGCCGCACAACUGGAGAGGACAAGGGGCCUGGAAUAG
Messenger RNA from Eimeria maxima, 2067 nucleotides. RefSeq names its product zinc finger (C3HC4 RING finger) protein, putative. NCBI's taxonomy places the organism in Eukaryota, Apicomplexa, Conoidasida, Eucoccidiorida, Eimeriidae. The transcript is spliced from 9 exons. The record is from RefSeq and is a predicted model, not a curated record. Bases 1 to 2067 code for a protein of 688 amino acids. Gene Ontology annotation, biological process: protein ubiquitination; Notch signaling pathway.